AUUGCGGAACCUGUCAACGAGCCAUGGCGUUUUAUUAUUGAGGUGGCAGAGCAUGGAUUUUAAUUCAUCGACUUUAAUGUGCCCGCGUGCUGACGUUUAAUUAAUAUAAAGGAUUUUUCACGACAACCGCUUCGCAGUAAACACCUUGAAGCUGUACUGGGUGUUUUCUAAGUGCAGACAGUGUGUCUCUAUAUGGUAUCGGAAGUGAUAUCGCAUGUGCCUCGUCGGCGGCGGUGAAGAUGCCGGAGUCCUUCGCUGACUUCGUGGUUAAAACAUGACCAACCUGACAUUCCAACACGAUGGACGUUCAGGUGAUUCAAGGAUUCCUUGCAAACGGGGACCAGGCUGCACAUGCCAGGGCACUGCAGUACUUCGAGCAGCUGAAGAGUGCUCCAAAUGGCUGGCAGCUUUCCAUGCAGAUGCUUCUGCAGCCUUCUGUUCAGGAUGACUCUGUGAAGUUUUUCUGCCUGAGUGUUCUGGAACAUUACAUGAAGACAGGGUAUGAGGCAGCGAAGGAGGGUGACCAACAAGCCAUGCGGACCUUUAUUAGCCAGUGGAUACAGAUGCAGGUGUAUGCUCCGAUUCCCGAGAAAGUGUUCAUCCGCAACAAAGUGGCACAGCUGGUGUGCUGGGUGUUCCUGUGGGACUACCCUGUGCGCUGGCCCAGCUUUUUCACCGACAUCCUUCAAACGCUGUCACUGGGGCCACCUGCCGUGGAUGCUUUCCUGCGCGUCCUUCUCGCCAUCAAUGGUGAAAUCGCUGACUGCGAGAUACCGCGUACUGCCAAGGAACAGGAUCGAAACAGACUGCUGAAGGACAACAUCCGAGAAACACACAUUGUGGACUUGGUGAACUCCUGGUACACCAUUCUAACGACCCAGUGCCAAAGCCCUGCUGGUGUGGAGUUGUGUCGACUGUGUCUGGAAGUGGUGGGUGCUUACGUGGCCUGGAUCGACAUUGGCCUAGUGGCCAAUGACCGCUUUGUCGAUGCUCUGGUUCAUUUCCUGUCCCUGCCGGCCCUACGAGAAUCUGCGUGUGACUGUGUGUGCGAGAUCCUGGCCAAGGGCAUGGACCCAGCCGACAAGGCGCGCCUCGUUGAAUCCCUCUCUGUGGUCCUUCAGAGGGCUGGUGUGCUCGCGGUAGCCGAGGGAGAAGAUGUGGACUUCCUUAUCAAGUUGGCAAAGCUUGUAAAUGCAAUGGGAAUCCAGCUGUUCGACUCCUAUUCAAAGUUGCACAAGAAAGGCGAUGGCCCCAACCGGCAGCUGGUACAGUCGGAGGUGGCCUCCAAGGUUCCUCUAAUGCUGCAGUUCUUGGGACACGAGGAUGACGACGUGUCCCAAGGGGUGGCAGAGUUCGCGCGGGAAUACAUUCAGUACCUCAAGCACGAGCCAGGAAACUACAAGCAGCCAGACAAGGCCAACAUGGAGGCGGUGUUGUACAUAGUAAUUAACAAAUACAAAUAUGACAGCUCUUAUUUAUUUGAACGACAGGGCGAAGACGAAGCCUUAUUUUUAGAAUACAGGAAAACACUGAAGGUGCUCUUUGACAACGUUGCUCAGCUGGAUAAAGACAUGACCCUGUCCCUGACACAGAGCAUGAUAAGCACAACGCUGCAGAAUUGGCGGAGCCUCCCAUUUCAAGACGUGGAAGUUGCCAUCUCAUUCCUUUACCUCCUUGGCGAGGCCAUUCCUGUAAGUCCUAAUGCUCAGAUGACUGGGACCCCCGAUGGCGUUCCACCAGUUGUAGCCAUCAUGCGGCAGCUCAUAUCUAGUGGUGUAAGCACUUGUGGCCAUCCUGCAGUGACAUUGCAAUUCUUCGAGACCAUCGUAAGGUACGAGAAGUUCUUCAGCCAGGAGCCAGAAACCAUUCCAGAUGUUCUCGUUGCCUUCAUGGAUGAAAGGGGCCUGCGCCACCCAAGUCCCAGCGUGCGCAGCCGGGUGUCUUACCUUUUCUCGAAGUUCAUCAAGUCGCACAAGGCGCACAUGUUGAACUUCACCGAGGACAUUCUGAAGCAGCUGCAGGAACUGCUGGUUCUGUGCCCCACCGAGAACGGGGUCACCAUGUCUUCGCUCUUGUCGCCUGACGAUCAGCUGUACCUGUUUGAGGCAACUGCCAUGCUCAUUGUGUCGGGCCAGUUCAACGCCGAGAAGAAGCAGCUGCUAUUGAAGAACCAGUUGACUCCUGUGAUGCGCAAGUUCGAGGCUCUGGCCCAGCGGUUGCCUCUCGAACCAUCAGAAGAGAAGCGGCGGGACAUUGCAGAGUGCAUGAAUCAUGCCAUUGCAGUAACCAGUCGAACGAGCAAGGCGUUCUCAAACCAGCAGACAAUGAAAGCCUGCAGCUGUGUUUCCAUCUACCUGGAAGCCCUUCAGGUGUUCCUGCAGGCCUUGGAUCUUCCGUACGAGCAACCAUUGCUCCAGGCAGGGGUGCGGCAGUUCCUUCACCGCAUGGUUGUGUGCCUCGAAGAGGAAGUGCUGCCUCUAGUGCCUCGUGCCUGCGAGCAGCUUCUGCGCAACCCUGACGUCCGCUCUGUGCAGGAGCUCAUACCGCUCAUCAACCAGAUCGUCUGCAAGUUCAAGAAAGAGGUGGUGCCCUUCCUGCAACGGAUGUUCAUGCCGCUGGUCGGGGUCAUCUUCGGUGCCUUGGCUGCACCCGUGGAGCCCGGGGAUGAGCAGGCACUGCGCGACCGGCAGCUUCUGCAGCGCGCGUACUUCCUCUUCGUGGCUGCCAUCAUCACCAACAACGUGGUUGAGGUGGUCGCCUCGCAAGAUGCACAAAGCCUGGAACAAGUCUUCACAACAAUCAUCCAGGGUGCUGUUGAAUUCCCUGACCCAGUGGCUCAGAAGACUUGCUUCACAAUCCUGCGGAAAAUGGUGGAGCUCUGGGGUGGACCAGAUGCCGAGCCCCACUUCGUGGACUUUGUGUACAAGUCUGUGGUACCAGCCUGCUUCCAUGCCCCUCUCAAGGACACCUUUGACCUGACCGAUGCUCAGACCAUCCUGGCCUUAUCUGAAAGUGCUCUUUGUAUGAAGAUGAUCCUUGCCAAGCGGGGUGACGAGUUCAUGGAGUAUUUGCGCAACCAGUACCUUCCAACUCUGCUCAGGCUGUCGCCACAGCAGAUCCAAGACUACUGCAUGCACCUGCAGGGUGAUCCAAAGGUGUUCAAAAACUAUGUUAAGGCAUUCUUCCAAAGGCUGAGGACAUCUUGACAGUCGGGGAAAGGUUUUCUCCAAUCUUAGCAGUGUGACGAAUCUGGUUCCUUAUUCUGCAGAUUGUGUACAAUAAUUAUUAAGGGCCUUUGUGUAUAUUGCACUCGAUAUUGGGUUUUUCUAUGCAUUGACAUCAGAUGUGAAUGCUUUCUAUGGAAUAUUUUGUACAGGUCGUGAUGAAGCCGGGCGAAAUAAAUGACAACGCAAAGGAGCUUGCAAAACAAGCUCGAUGUAGCAUGACGUAUAAA
This is a messenger RNA of Rhipicephalus sanguineus (brown dog tick), 3454 nucleotides long. Its product is annotated as exportin-T-like. Gene Ontology annotation, cellular component: cytoplasm; nuclear matrix; nuclear pore. Gene Ontology annotation, molecular function: tRNA binding; small GTPase binding. NCBI's taxonomy places the organism in Eukaryota, Metazoa, Arthropoda, Arachnida, Ixodida, Ixodidae. Gene Ontology annotation, biological process: tRNA re-export from nucleus. The record is from RefSeq and is a predicted model, not a curated record.